This is a messenger RNA of Chelonoidis abingdonii (Abingdon island giant tortoise), 2162 nucleotides long. It is a transcript of the gene TRIM55, whose product is annotated as tripartite motif containing 55. Gene Ontology annotation, molecular function: zinc ion binding; ubiquitin protein ligase activity. The record is from RefSeq and is a predicted model, not a curated record. Gene Ontology annotation, cellular component: nucleoplasm; cytoplasm. Gene Ontology annotation, biological process: regulation of microtubule cytoskeleton organization. NCBI's taxonomy places the organism in Eukaryota, Metazoa, Chordata, Testudines, Testudinidae.
CCUGCCAUGUGUCAGUGACAACUGUCAACUCCUCUCCCCUUCCUCCGCCUCCUCCUCUCUCUGAGACAGGAAUGUUGAUCUCUCAUCUCUGUAAUCCAUCACCUGUCUGAAUCUGUCCUUGUGUCACUUGCAUAUAUGGACAAGUUAGAAUGGCAACUUGUGACGUUUGUGCUGCUAAAAACGGCUCCCGCUCCCUUCAGUUCUUUCUUUUAACAAUGUCCUCCAGUGAAAGAAAUUCAAAGGACAUUUGAUCACACAAGACGUGGAAUUAUUUCAAGGAAACUAAUCCGGAAACUGAUCAACAGUACCCUUUUAUUCUGGACAUAUGCACCUUGGAACAGCUAGGAGAUGAGCAUUUCUCUGAAUUACAAGUCCUUUUCCAAAGAGCAGCAAACCAUGGAUAACCUGGAGAAACAACUUAUUUGCCCCAUCUGCUUAGAAAUGUUUACUAAACCUGUGGUCAUCCUUCCCUGUCAGCAUAACCUGUGUAGAAAAUGUGCCAGCGAUAUUUUCCAGGCCUCUAACCCAUAUCUGCCAACCAGAGGAGGCACCACAAUGGCAUCAGGUGGUCGAUUUCGCUGUCCCUCCUGCAGACAUGAAGUGGUUCUGGACAGACAUGGUGUGUAUGGACUUCAAAGGAACCUAUUAGUGGAAAAUAUCAUUGACAUCUACAAGCAGGAGUCCACCAGACCUGAAAGAAAAUCUGAGCAGCCAACGUGUGAAGAGCAUGAGGAUGAGAAAAUUAAUAUCUAUUGUUUAAACUGUGAAAUACCCACAUGUUCAAUGUGCAAAGUUUUUGGUGCCCAUAAAGACUGCCAGGUUGCUCCUCUCAAAAAUGUUUACCAGCGACAAAAGUCUGAACUCAGUGAUGGCAUUGCAGUGCUCGUGGGCAGUAAUGACAGAGUGCAAGGAAUAGUAGGUCAGCUGGAGGAGACCUGCAGGACAGUAGAGGAAUGCUGCAGAAGACAAAAAGAGCAACUGUGUGAAAAAUUUGAUUAUCUGUAUGGAAUACUGGAAGAAAGGAAAAAUGAGAUGACACAAAUAAUCACUAGAAACCAAGAGGAGAAACUGGAACAUGUCCGCUCCCUGAUGAAAAAGUAUGCAGAUCACUUGGAGACAGUGUCUAAGCUAGUUGAAUCAGGAAUCCAGUUCAUGGAAGAGCCAGAAAUGGCAGUGUUUUUGCAGAAUGUCAAAGCAUUGCUACAAAAAAUUACUGAAGCAUCUAACGCAUUUCAGAUGGAAAAAAUAGAGCCUGGCUAUGAAAAUAUGAGCCAUCUCACAGUCAACCUCAAUAGAGAAGAAAAGAUAAUAAGAGAAAUUGACUUUUACAGAGAGGAGGAGGGUGAUGAGGAAGAUGAGGAGGUGAUGGAAGGUGAAGAGUUUGAUGAAGUCCGCACAGAGUCAUCUAGUGAGGAGGAAGAGGUAGCUGAGAAAGUAUCCCAGCAAUCUCAGCUGGACUCAGAACCCAAGAGCACAACAGGAGGCCCUCAGACUGAAUCAGCCCCAUCAUUACCACCAGCUGCCUCAAUUAGUCAGGGUGAGGUUGUGCCAAGUGGUGCUCGACAGACUGCAGAGUCUGAAAUACAAAUGCCAUCAACAGCAGAAACCAUCGAUCCCUUGUUUUACCCUAGUUGGUAUAAGGCCAAAUCACAGCAAGCAAGCAGCCCAAGUUUGACCCAAGUGAGUGAUGGGUUGGGCCAAGUAGGGCCACCCGUUUCUCUGGAAAUGAAUGUAAAGAAGGCGGAAAUUACAGAAGCAGCAAAAAACAAUGAGCGUGCACCUGGGAAUGGUAAGGAAACUAGCAGAACUGCAGCUACUUCCCAGACUGGGUCUGACCCAUCCUGUCAAGGACAAGUGGAAGACGUUCCAGUGAGCAGUGAAAGAGCUGAUGAGCCGGCUCGUCAUGUCUUCUCUUUCUCCUGGUUAAACUCAUUGAAUGAAUGAUGACUAUCCUUCCGGCUGGCUUUGGAUGUGCUUACCUAAGAGGAGCCAUGAGGCAGCAAGUGACCUGGCUGGAACCAACAAGAAAUAGUCCAUAUAAGGGACAUCUUGAUCAGGUUUAAUUCCAAGGACGUUAUUUGAAUUCCAUUAUACUGUAUCUGAUACUUUUAGAUUAGAGUGAUGUUUGGAAAUAGAUGAAUAAAGGGAGUGGGAAAACUGGA